AUGGAGAAAAGUCCAGAGGUAGAUGAUGUCACAUCUACUGAUGCAGGAACACUCCUGUUUGAUGCAGACACUUUACGAGGUGAAAAGAAAAAGAAAAAUGUUUUUUUCAUUCCAUAGUAUGGUUUCAACAGUUGAAAACUUGAAUUCGGUUAAAGGGAAGACCUUACCCAUUCACAAGAACAUUUUUUUCAUGUGUAGUCCCAGAUAUAAAACCCCGGCUUGGAGUAGGCCAAACAAGAGCAAAUGAUGAUCACAUUGGUUUUCGCAAAAACGCCUUGUAAAAUCACUGAAAAAAUUUUAAUUUGCUGCAUUAGCAAUUGCAGAGGUUUACAAGAAUUGGGGUAACGAGGAGUACAACAAGAAGAAUUACAGCAGCGCCAUUAGCUACUACACAGACGGAAUUAAAGUGAACUGCAAGGAUAAAGAACUGACUGCCAAACUGUACAGUAACAGGGCGGCAGCGCAUUUUAAUUUGAGUAAGAAGUUGCCAUUGUAGUUAGUUAUCGUGAUGUUACAUUUACCUUGAACUCAUUAAAGAUCUUUUUAAGUAGUGGUUCUGUAUAUAAGAACAAUUAUCAACAAUCACUGAAAGCGUCAGCCUUUGCUACUCACGCUUUGUGGAAUGCUGCUUAAAAAAAGUUGACAGACUACACAACAACUGCUUCUCCUAAUAUCUACUUGCAGUAGCUGUUCAUUCACUAUUUUUCACAUAGACCAUAAUGCACAUUAAUUGCUUACCUCCAAAAUCUUGAAUGUCCAUUGUUUUCAAUUUCUCGUGGGUAUUACAGUCGUCCCAAGAAAAAGCGAAGAGAAUAGUUAUGCAAGAUUUUCUUUUCCAUUUUUUAUUUGGGAGGGUGGGGGGGGGGGGGGGGGGGGGGGGGGGGGGGGGGGCGGGUAAAAAAGGUGCAUUAUAGUGUAUAUGGAAAUGGUGAAUAGGCCAUUUUACAGUUGUGGAUGGGAGCGAGGCUGAGGGUGACCUUGUUUUGAUACAAACCUUCCUGCUUUAUUAUGUCAAUCAAGUUAUUCUUAUGCAAACUAGUAUUUUUCGAGAACAAUUUCCAUAACAAAGCAGAGAGGGUUUGUAUCAAAACAAGGUCACCCUCAGCCUCGCUUCCAUCCACAACUGUAAAAUGGUUUGUUAGUGGGAUCCCAGGCUAAAUGCGUGCAAUUCCACAAUAUUGGUUUCGGCUUUAUGAAAUUUUUUUACCAAUAGCAGAAGAUUUGGGAGCAGCCACUGCACACACAACGCGAGAACAAAUACUGACAGGUCACGAUACUAAGGAAUGCAAUGUCUAUUUUAAAGUACUACUAAGUCAACCUCGUCCCUAGGGCUUUUCCCUUAAAAAAUGGGUUGGGCGCCCCACCUAUUUUUUAAGGGAAAAGCCCUGCGGACGAGGCUGCUUCUAAGUGACAAAAAGUUCAAAAGAUACAGUACAACAAUUAAGAAUUAUAUGAAAGUGUCAACUUAAACUGCGUUUUUGGGUGUGUUAUUUAUUUUUCCUCAGAGAAUUACACUGAAACACUGAAUGAUGCCAAAACUGCCAUAGACGUACAACCAUCAUUUGUAAAGGCUUUUGUGCGAGGUAUGUCGACUAUGGGCCAAUCGAUCCUGACUGCGAUUACUGAUUUGCUUGUGUAUAACUAGCAAAACUCACCAACAUCUUUCCUAAAAUAAACGUUUAUGAUUCAAAAUAACGCAAGACAAACUGCGCUCAGCUUAGGGGCUGUUAACAGCCGUUUUCACUCUAGAGACGGAUAAACAGACAAUUUAAGUCAGACAGAUUACUCGUCAAAAUUAAAGCCGUUCCGUUUUCACAUUGAGACAGAUUGUUUGUCUGAAGCGAAUUACUCAACGGAUAACCCUUCUGGGACGGAUGGGAAAAUGGCCAUUGAUGUUUUCAGUUACCAUGACAACAAAUGUGUUUUCUCUCAGUAGACCUCAGUAAUGUUGGACUUUUCAGAUUUAUUUACCACGAAAUUCUUAUAGAGAGUUAUCUUGCUCUGGAGUGGGUUACGUUAAUUAGACUAUUGUUUUUUUGUGUGUGUUUUCGCGCACCAAUCUCAUUCUUCCCAGGUUUACUUAUUGCCUAAUUUCAAACCGAGAGUGGUUGUGUACGAGUCCGUUUAUAAGGCGAUAAACAACAAAAAAUCCAGAUAGUCAGAAAGAGCACAUUGAGGUUAGCAACAUUUCCAAAUUUGGUAAAAAAUAUAUAGACAUCCAGCAAUCCAUAUAUCUCUUAUAAAUUUUUAAGUUUAUCUUGUUCAAUAUUCCCACGAUUGACACCAAACUUUAGCUUAUAUCUGAAUAGCAUUUACAGCCUAAAUGUGUUUUAGCCUGAGCUUUUUUUCUUAACAGGGGCAAGUGCCUGCGUUCAGUUGAAACUAUUCAGCGAGGCCAUCACGUGGUGUGAAAAAGGAUUAGAAGUAUCUUUUACUGAAGUUUACAGAGGAAGUCGAUUUAGAGAUCAUUUCUUCACAAACCUUCUUCAUUUUUCUUCUAUUCACUGUUGAAAAUAUUUCUAGUGCAGACUCACAUGCAUUUAAGACUAAAUACAUCAAUAGGUGCCUUGUACAAAGCAGACCUAUAAGCCUUUGCAAUCUAUCCUUCUCACUAAAAAUAGUGAGGUGUAAACGUGCAGUGAAGUGGAGCAGUUUUAAUUAAAUAUUUGGUCGUUAAUACACAGCACGUACUUUACAAUACACUCAUGGGUUUAUAUCUCCAAGGAAACUAAGGGAGACUCUAGAUAAUUUAUUUCAAGGGCAGAAACUUGGCAGGUUUUUAAAUUUCUUGACAAUUGAACUUGUACAAGAUCGACCAGAAUAACCAGAAGCUGUUGGAUUUACUGGAUAGGUCUGUGAGAGAACAAAAGAAGCUGAACGUAAAUAAUUACGGAGAACAGGUGAGAGUGAUGGAGAAAGGGCUUGGAUUGCGUUAUUUCCGCGUUUUUGAAUAUGCUUUUCAGAGAUGUUAACUUGGAGGUCUCAUCUUACUGUACAGUAUCGAUACGGUAGGCUAGAGAAGCAUAUACCCUCCUUUAGCAAAUAAUAUUAAAUGAGGUGCUGAUCCACCUCUGAUCGAUCUGUUUACGUAGCUUGGCCCCACACGGGUGGGUGUAUACAAAUCCCUGGCUAGCCUACCUUACGGCCUACCCUAUGGACCACCCUAAAUUUUGUAAUUUUGCUGAAAUAACAAAACAACAGGCCUGAGCAAAGCAAAAGAGAUAAGCAGAGAAGAGAAAAUAGCUCGCGCGUAUAUAAAGGAAAGUACUUAUAGCUGAAAUAUGCAGUCAGUAUGUGCCGAAAGGACUGCUUAGGUCACAGGGAGUGGAGGGGUUAUUUGUGACCUUGCCUGUUGUUAAAUGUUUUAGCUAAUAGCUCUGUUCGCCUGUGUCUACUGUUAAGAAUCGGGUCCUGAGGUUGGAAUCGAUAACAAUGAACAAUCCACUGCGUGUGUUAGAUCAUGAUAAGACCAAUUACAACACCUACAGAAAAUAAACAAUUAUUUGAAUUGUCCUAAAUGAUUUUCAGUUUCUCCAAACUUCUGUCGUAUUUGUUCUUUAAAAGAAAAAUUUCGAAAUUAAAGACUUUCUCGAUACUAUACUUUUUGGAACGCAUCACCCCUCUUUACGGAAUGAUAUAUUUCCAGAUGAUGAAAAUGUAAUGUAACAUAUGUCAUAAAUCAUGUACGUUAUUUAUUUCACAGAAAAAUUGCACGAAGGCGACAUACACAGUAGGCGACCUUGGUACUUUUGGUAAAAUUGACAACUUUGAGAACAGGUCAGGAGAAGGAAAGGCGUAUGGCCGGGGCAAUGAUCUUUACAACGCCUCUCACAGUUUGAGAGAUUUUGAAAAAGCCAUAGACAACUAUGAACGUCUCCUAAAAAUUGCGAAGCAGUUGGGUAACAGAACGGAAGAAGGAGCGGCGUAUUGCAAUCUGGGCAUCAUCCGUCGCAAACAAGGAGAUUUUAAAACAGCCGUAGACUACCAUGAACGACAUCUAAAAAUUGCGAAAGAAUUGGGUGACACAUCGGGUGAAGGAAAGGCGUAUUGCAAUCUUGGCAAUGUCUAUCACGAUAUGGGAGAUUUUAAAACAGCCAUAGACUACCAUGAAAGUAAUCUAAAAAUUACAAAAGAAUUGUGCGACAGAUCGGGAGAAGGAAAGGCGUAUGGAAAUCUCGGAAACGCGUAUCACAAGCUGGGAAGUUUUAAAACAGCUAUGGACUACCAUGAACGUUGUCUAGAAGUUGCGGAAGAAUUGGAUGACACUUCGGGAAAAGGAGUAGCGUAUUGCAAUCUUGGCAACGUCUAUCACAGUAUGGGGGAUUAUAAAAAAGCUAUAGAAUACCAUAAACAAAGUCUAAAAAUUGCUGAAAACUUGGGAGACAGAUCGGGUGAAGCAAAAGCGUAUAGCAAUCUUGGAUGCGCCUUUGACGGUUUGGGAGAUUUUAGAAAAGCCAUAGACUACCAUGAACGUGAUCUUAAAAUUGUAAAAGAACUAGGGGACAGAUUGGGAGAAGGAGAGGCGUAUAACAAUCUUGGCAUCGCCUAUCGCAAUCUGGGAGAUUUUAAAAAAUCCAUUGAUUUUUUUAAACUUUAUCUAAAACUUUCCACACAAUUGGGUGACAGAUCGGGAGAAGGAAGGGCGUAUUGCAACUUGGCCGUUGCUCAUAACAGUAUGGAAAAUUUUAAAAUAGUCAUACACUGCUAUAAACGUCAUUCGGAAAUCGCGAAAGAAUUGGGUGUCAGGUGGAGAGAGGGAGAGGCAUAUGGCAAUCUUGGUGACGCCUAUCACAGACUGGGAGAAUUCAAAACAGCCAUAGACUACUAUGAACGGUGUCUGGAAAUUGCGAAAGAACUGGGUGACAGGUCGAGAGAAGGAGCGGCGUAUGGUGAUCUUGGCAACGUCCAUUACAGACUGGGAGAUUUUAAAACAGCCUUAGACUACCAUGAACGGCAUCUCAAAAUUGCGAGAGAACUGGGUGACAGAUCGAGAGAAGGAGUGGCGUAUGGCGCUCUUGGCAACGUUCUUGUUAGUCUGGGAGAUUUUAAAACAGCCAAAGACUACCAUGAACAACAACUAAAGAUUGCGAAAGAAUUGGGUGACACGUUGGGAGAAGGAGUGGCGUAUGGCGCUCUUGGCAACGCUGUUGUCAGUCUGGGAGAUUUUAAAACAGCCAAAGACUACUAUGAACAACAACUAAAAAUUGCGAAACAAUUGAGUGACACAUUGGAGGAAGGAGUGGCGUAUGGAAAUCUUGGCAACACCCAUUACCAUAUGGGAGAUUUUAAAACAGCCAUAGACUACUAUAAACGACUACUAAAAAUUGCCAAAGAAUUGGGUGACACAUCGGGAGUAGGAAAGGCGUAUGGCAAUCUUGGCAACGUUUAUCGCAGUCUGGGAGAAUUUAAAGCAGCCAUAGACUACUAUGAAGGUGAUCUUAAAAUUGCGAAAGAACUGGGUGACAAAUCGGAAGAAGGAAAUGCGUAUGGAAGUCUUGGAAACGUCUAUUACAAUCUGGAAGAUUUUAAAACAGCUUUAGACUACCAUGAACGUGCUCUAAAAAUUGCGGAAGAAUUGGAUGAAACGUCGGGAAAAGGAGCGGCAUAUUGCAAUCUUGGUAACGUCCAUUACAGACUGGGAGACUUGAAAACAGCCCUAGACUACCAUAAACGUCAUUUGAAAAUUGCGAAAGAACUGGGUGACAGAUCGGGAGAAGGAAACGCGCAUGGAAAUCUUGGAUGCACCUUCGAAAGUCUGGGAGAUUUUGAAACAGCCAUACAUCAUUAUGAACGUCACCUAGACAUUGCGAAAGAAUUGAGUGACACAUUAGGAGAGGCGAAAGCUUGUUGGAAUUCAGGUACAUUUUAUGAAUAUCUAGGCCAAGUUCCAAUGGCUAAGGGAUACUAUCAGAGCAGUAUUACUUUGUUAAAUAAUAUCAGAGAUCGUCUUCAAUUUGACGACAAGUUGAAAAUAAGCUUUCGUGAUCGAUACCAAGGAAUAUACGCUGCACUUUGGCGCUUGAUGUUAAGAGAAGGCAAGUUUACUGAGGCUUUGAUUUCUGCGGAGAAGGUUCGGGCACAGGGUCUAAGAGAUCUUAUGGUAUUUAAUUAUGGAUUUGAAGUGAAUGAUAUUGAAUCAAGUGAAGAUCACAGGUCCUUUCCUCCGAAUACCAUAUUUAUGGCAAUUGUAGAAAACGAAUUAGUCUUUUGGGUUUGUCAGAACUGGAAGGAGGUUAAAUUAAGAAAAAAGGAAGUCAGUUCCCAGUUUGACACUAGCACUUAUUUACAGUCUCUUGUCGAUGAUAUGGGUGAAAGUGCCUUGAAUACACUAUACGACAUCAUCAUUGAUCCUAUUAAAGAUCUGUUUUCGGGAAAUGAACUCAUAUUCGUGCCUGAAGGCCCACUUUGCUUGGCUCCCUUUGCUGCAUUUAAGGGCCCAAACUCCGAACACCUCUGUGCAUCAUUCAGAAUUCGCUUGAUUCCAUCUCUCACCAGCUUGAAAAUGAUUGGAGAUUGUCCGGUAGAUUAUCACUGUAAGUCUGGCGUGCUUCUUGUUGGUGACCCAUGGGUGCAAGAAGUGACAGAGCGAGAGCAGUUGCCAUAUGCCAAAGAGGAAGUAGAGAUGAUUGGUGAAAUGCUUGGUUGUACACCUCUUGUUGGAAGACAGGCCACAAAGGAUGCGGUAUUAAGACGAAUCGGUUCGGUUGCUUUGGUGCACAUCGCUGCACAUGGCAGCAUGGAAACGGGCGAAAUUGCCUUGGCGCCAGAUGAUGCUAAGAUGGAUUUCAUUUUGACAAUGAGAGAUGUACUGCGUGUUAAAAUGCGUGCGAGACUGGUUGUACUCAGCUGUUGUCAUAGUGCUCAAGGAGAGAUAAAAGCAGAAGGCGUGGUUGGCAUAGCACGGGCAUUUUUGGGUGCUGGUGCUCGUUCUGUUCUGGUGUCGUUGUGGGCGAUUGAUGACAAGGCCACUCUUGAGUUUAUGAAAAAUUUCUAUCAAUUUCUUGUGACAGGAAAAAGUGCCAGUGAAGCCUUAAACCAAGCAAUGAACUGCAUGAGAGAAUCUGAGGAAUUUGGUGUAGUCAAGUACUGGGCACCGUUUGUGCUCAUCGGUGAUGACGUCACAUUAGAAUUGUCAGGAUACGAAUAA
Porites evermanni is the source of this 7147-nucleotide messenger RNA. The record is from the annotation of a GenBank genome assembly. NCBI's taxonomy places the organism in Eukaryota, Metazoa, Cnidaria, Anthozoa, Scleractinia, Poritidae.